AGUGCGUGUGUGUGAGUGUGUGUCUUGCGUGUGUCUGUGUGUUACUGCCAGCCGUUGAAGGAUUAAACCGAAAUAAAAGAGACCAAAAAAAAAAAAAAUUAAGUUUGACGAGGAAAAACAAAAAGUGGAUUAAAGAGAAUCACUCGAAAAUGCUGUGGUGAUUUUUGAUUUUUCUCUCUUUUUUUUUUCCGUCUUCGUCCACAUUCCAAAAGAAGAAUCUCAGCCUAAAAACUAAUCUUGACUGGAAAACAAAGUCAUCGCCAUCGACACUGGACUCGGCAGGAAGGAUUAUUUGAUUUUGACGAGGGCAAGGAGGCAAGAAAGAGAACGUCAUGGCGCUCUUGUCUCGCUGUGGUUGGUGGUUUUCAUCAUCCUCGUCGAUAUUAUUAUUCGUCUGGACUUUGAUUGUCUGCCUAAGUCUGACGGCUCAAGCUCGUGCUCCCGCCGGUGACCAGAGAAAGUACCGGACGGCGUACGCGUGCGAAGGGUCCAUGUUGACGUUGUCUUGCAGCGACAACAACGAGGUGAUCAACCUGCUGCGGGCCAACUACGGCCGUUUCUCCAUCACCAUCUGCAACGAGCACGGCGACACGGACUGGUCCGUCAACUGCAUGUCGCAUCGUUCUCUACGCGCCCUACACUCCAAAUGCAAUCAGCAGACUAAUUGCAGCAUUCUGGCCAGCACCAACGUCUUCGGAGAUCCGUGCCCAGGCACGCUCAAGUACCUCGAAGCCCACUAUCAAUGCGUUCCAGCGACGCCCACAUCUUCGACAGCCAGGCCGAGGCCGCCUUGGUUCAGCUCGGUCGGACCGUCCAUCUGGAACACGUUGGGCUUGCAAAAUGCCUCGUCGACGACGACGACGACGACCACAUCCAAUCCGAUGGUGUUGUCGACGUCGACCGAACAAGCCGAGAUAGUCCCCGCGGUCGUCGGCAACGCGACGUCGCAAUUGUCGACAACGGCCAUUUUGGAACAGGGCAACGGCACGUCCACCGCGUCCGCUGCAGUGACGACGAGUUCGACCACCGGCAAGCCGUCAACCACGACGACGACGACAUCGACGACAACUCCAUUGCCUAAUCUCUUAGUGGAACUGACGGAAGUCACAGUGCUCGUCCCCGAUUUCCCCGGCCGUCGUCCGCAAUCUUCUUCCUCGUCGUCCACUCCGCUACCGCCGACCACCUCGACGCUGUCCAUUUCCGGUUUCGAAGACGAUCAAGAUCUCGUCGGACUGGACGACGUCGUCGUUGGCGUCGACAAAGAAAACGGACACGAUCUAAAUGGCGAUCUCAUUACCACUCCCGGUUCCAGUACGACCGCUGCCAGUAGUUCGAGACCGAAAAGCUCUUCAGACCACAAAUCACAGCGGCCACCUGGUGGCGUUGAUCACAACAUGUACUGCCAGCCGGCCGUUACGCGAGGAUUGUACUGGAACUGGACCCGAAGUGGCGACCAAGUCGUUCAACCUUGCCCCGGAGGUGCGACCGGCUACGCCAGAUGGUUCUGUUCGGCCGGCCAAGGAGCCGCAGCGUCGGCCGCUUGGUAUCCAUCGUCGCCCGAUCUCAGCGAGUGCAAGUCGGUUUGGUUGACGAGCCUGGACUCGCGGAUCGGCGAAGGCGACUCGAUCAUUUCCAUCGCCAACGAUUUGGCCCAAGUGACGCAUUCCAAGACGCUCUACGGCGGCGACAUGAUGGCCGCCGCCCGUCUACUCCGACAAAUGGCCCUGAAGAUGGCCGCCGACCUGCAGGCAUUCCCCGACUGGAGACAGCGCGAAGCCAUCGUCACGGAGCUGGUGCAGAGCGUCGUCAGGGCCGGCUCCAGCCUCCUCGGAUCGGCCCAGUCUCUGGCGUGGAGGGAUCUCGGUCUCACCACGCCACCCAUCGGAGCCGGAACAACAACAACAGCAGCAGUAGCGGUAGCGCUACCGCCACAAGCACCGUCGGCUACCCUAAAUUCCGCAUCGUCUUCUUCGUCUGCGGAUGCCGAUGAAGUGGCAUCCGUGGAUCCGCAUUACUACGCCACUCAACAGAGGGAUCAGCACGCCAGAACGACGGCCACGGCCCUGCUCACCGGACUCGAGGAGAACGCCUUCUUGCUGGCCAACACCAUCUCGCGGCAGAAAUCCGUUUUCCAGUCAUUCGACAAUAUCCUCAUGUCCGUCCGAGUGCUGGACAUGAGGAACAUCAACGAGCUGACGUUCCCCUCGGCCGAGGAGCUUCAAGUUUGGAAAUCGAAAGAGGACUGGAUCACUCUGCCCGCCGAGGCCCUGCUGGAGAACAGCGACAACGGCCUCGUCCGCGUCGUCUUGUUCGCCUAUGAGCACAUGGAGGACAUUCUGAGCCCGACCAGCAUGAACCAUCAGCUACACAAUCAUCACCACUCGCACCGCGAUCAGGCGACCGCGACCGGUUCCGGUUCCGUUUCCUCUCCCAACCGCCAACAACAACAACAACAACAUCAGCAGCAGCAGCAGCAGCAGCAGCAGCAGCAGCAGUUUGGCCAUUAUUCGGAGCAGUACAAUGCCACCCGCAUCGUCAACUCUCGGGUGAUUUCCGCCUCGCUGGGCAAGGGCCGUCACAUCCAGCUGCCGCAGCCGGUGACGAUCCGCUUCCAGCAUCUGCGCCAGGAUAACGUUUCCAAUCCGACGUGCGUCUUCUGGGACUACACCAUCAGCGGAUGGUCGGACGAAGGCUGCAGGGUGCUGGCCACCAACCGGACGCACACCCAGUGCCGAUGCGACCACUUGACCAACUUCGCCGUAUUGAUGGAUCUCCACUCGACUCCGCUGACGUCGCUCCACCAGAGGGCUUUGGCCACCAUCACCUACAUCGGCUGCAGCAUCUCGAUCGUCUGCCUGGCCCUGGCCGUCGCCGUCUUCACCCUGUGCCACCGCCAGCUCAAGUCGGACCGGAACACGAUCCACAAGAACCUCUGCCUCUGUCUCUUGCUGGCCGAGAUCGUCUUUCUCUCGGGCAUCAACGCGACGCACGACAGGAUCGUCUGCGGCCUAGUUGCCGGCCUCCUCCACUUUUUCUUCCUCUGCGCCUUCAUGUGGAUGCUCCUGGAAGGAUUCCAGCUCUACGUCAUGCUGGUCGAGGUCUUUGAGUCGGACAAGUCGCGCGUCAAGUGGUAUUACCUCUGCGGAUACGGAGUGCCCGUCCUCAUCGACGCCGUCUCCUCGGUCGUCGAUCCCUUCAGCUACGGCACUCUGGAUUACUGCUGGCUCAGGGCCGACAACUACUUCAUCUUUAGCUUUGUCGGGCCGGUCAUUCUCAUCCUCGCUGCCAAUUUCGUCUUCUUGGGACUGGCUAUUUGGGUCAUGUACCGCCAUCAGACCACGUCAGCUGUCAUGAAGAGUAAAGAGCAAUCGCGUCUGACUAACGCCAGGGUUUGGAUCCGUGGAUCGUUCAUCUUGGUGUUCCUCUUGGGUUUGACGUGGACUUUUGGUCUUCUCUACUUGAGCGAGUCGACUGUGGCCAUGGCCUACGUCUUCACCAUCCUCAACAGUUUCCAGGGCGUCUUCAUCUUCUUCUUCCACUGCUUCCAAAACGAGCAGGUCCGCAAGGACGUCUACAAGGCCCUACACCGGCACGGAUGCUUGCCGUCCAGCUGCCUGGCCGGCAACUCGUCAUCGUCCAGCACGUCGGCCACGUCGCCCAGCACCGGAGGCAAAGACAAUCAGACCAUUUUCUACGGAUCGAGCGGUGCCACCUCUGCCGGCGCCACUCUGACGGCCAGCGACGCUCUGACCACAGCCACUUACAUGCCCCAGCCGUGGAGAGGUCCCGCCGACGUGACCCUGGUUGCCCCCCAGCUCAGCAACAACAACAGCAGCAUGCGACUCAACAACACCAAGAACAGCCAAUUGCGAUCCAGCGCUCGAACACUCAAACAGCAGCCAAUCAUCAACUCACCUCACGAACUCGAGAAUGGAUCGUACAAAUCGUACGGACGUGAUUCUGGCAAUGGCAGCUCGGAACAGGAUGACUCUUCUCCCCGUCAGCAGCAACUCCGCGCCCAACAGCCGCUGGUUCAGCAACAAGUCCAACUUCAGCAGCAACAACAGGCUUUGCUCCAGCAGCAGCAACAGCAACAGCAACAGCAGCAGCAGCAACAACAACAACAACAACAGCAACAGCAACAACAGCAAGCCAACGGGAGCAUGAACCGACCGCGGGGCAACAACUACCCUCAUCCGGUGCCCAAUCCAGCCCUCGCCGAAGGAGCCGCCAUGGACGCCCAGCUGAUUGCCCAAUUCCGCGACAACACCCGCACCUCUCCGCUCCGACUGGCCCACCACCACCAGCAACACCUGAGGGGAUCGAACAAGCGCAGCCGCUCCGCUUCGCCGUGGAACCACACCUACAUGGAGAUCGAUUUGAGAAGAGCCGGAGGAGCCCGCAAAACUUUGGCGGAGGAAGCGGAAGAGGAGAACGGAAUGGUGUCGGAUCCCGUCUACGAGGAAAUCGAGCGCAACGCCGGAUGCGGCGGCGGAGAUCUCUGUCCGUGCAGCAACAACCAGCAGCACCAGCUCCAGCGCGGCCCGGCCGUCUUGCACUACCAGCAGGCGUCGGACUUGAGCGACGAGGACCGGAGACAGAACAGCAGCGACGUCAGUCGGCAGUCGUCUCGCUCCUACGGCGACAGCCGUCCGUUGAUCCCACUGCAGCAGCACCACCACCACAACCACGGGCACCAUCACCACCAGUUGAGCAGCCAGAGCCAGCCGGGCGGGACUCACGACCUGUUGACGACCAUCAGCUGCGCCUUCAAUUCGCCGCACCUGAGGACCAAGCACCGCCAUCCGAGUUUGAAUCAGUUCGACGCCGCCCAGCAUUCGCACCCGGCCAUGCCGCCCAUCCACAUGGGCUUUGAAGGAGCUCCCCAUUUCGACGCCGACCGCUACAGCCAGCGGCCCACAUUGUACCCUUACGAGCAGGAGACGGGCCUGACGGCUCUCAGCCUCAUGAACGGCGAGCGCAUCUUUGUGGCCAGUGGUGCCGUGCUGGAGCAGCAACGCAGUCCCGCCAUCCAGAGGCCCACUCUGCCAUUCACGGAAUGCUGAACGCGUUUUCCAAACGACGAAGAAGAUGGAAAAAAAAAGGGGAAAAAAAAAAAAAAGGUAAUGAUCGGAGUUAGAGGAAGAGGGAUGUUUGCCAUGACCAGAGAUGAUUCCCACUGGAAAAAAAAAAAAAGAAAAUUUCUCAUCAUGUGAUACAUAAAAACUUUGCGUAUGUAAAUAAUCAGAGGCAAAGAAGAGAAUUUCUCAUCUUCUUUCUUUCAUUUUUUCUGUUGAAGAAACGGAAAGAAACGAAGAAAAAAAAAAAACAAGAUUUAUAUUUAAACAAGCGUUUUCAUUGUCGUUGUCUCCCGUUUCCCCUGAAUGUCCUGAGUUGAUUGACGUGUUUUUUAGUCAAAUUUUAUAUAUAUAUAUAUAUACACACACACACACAACAAAAACAAGAGAGAAAAAAAAAAAAGAAGCAGAAUUAUAUCAUCCCUCGUCUCCCCAAAUCUUCUCCCCUCCAAUUGACUUGAUUAUUCCGUGUUAUAAUUGUGUUUGGCUCCCGUUUACUCCAAUUGUGUCGACGAAGAAAAAUAUUUAACAAAAAAAAAUCAUUUAACUAAGACGACCCUGCCAACUUGUACUGUUUUCGUGUAUAAUGUCGAUUGCGACGUGCCUGUGUCUAUGUUUUCGGUGGGCGCUGUUCGGCUUUGAUAAAUAUGGCGGACUUUUUUUUCUGUUUGUUUUGUUCUUUUUUGUACAAAAUUCGAAAAUUCCUGAAAAUUUGUUUGUUUCUUUGUGUUUGACAAAUACACAACUUGGUCUGAACUGUA
Daphnia carinata is the source of this 5839-nucleotide messenger RNA. Its product is annotated as adhesion G protein-coupled receptor L2-like. The transcript has 10 exons. NCBI's taxonomy places the organism in Eukaryota, Metazoa, Arthropoda, Branchiopoda, Diplostraca, Daphniidae. Gene Ontology annotation, molecular function: G protein-coupled receptor activity; carbohydrate binding. Gene Ontology annotation, biological process: cell surface receptor signaling pathway; adenylate cyclase-activating G protein-coupled receptor signaling pathway. Gene Ontology annotation, cellular component: membrane. The record is from RefSeq and is a predicted model, not a curated record. The coding region runs from base 333 to 5066 and encodes 1577 amino acids.